Messenger RNA from Corylus avellana, 1443 nucleotides. RefSeq names its product aspartyl protease family protein 2-like. Lineage: Eukaryota; Viridiplantae; Streptophyta; Magnoliopsida; Fagales; Betulaceae. The record is from RefSeq and is a predicted model, not a curated record. Gene Ontology annotation, cellular component: extracellular region.
AUGGCGACUCCUUGGGUUCUCUUCCUCCUCACUUUCCUAACCAUAGCUUGUUUUUCUCUAUCGUCCAAACCUAACGCCAUAAAUGUCACAAAUACCCCGGCUUCAUCGUUUGGGGAUGAUGAUGAUCCCCUAGCCGCUGCUGCAUCCCGAACCAGAUCGCGCCACCUCAACAGCCUCAUCACCUCAAUACUCAAAGCCGAUGCCAAAUGGUUAUUCCUGAAAAUAUUCGGGAAAAACAAAAUUCCCAAAGUCAAUUUAUACAAACCCAAACCCCCGAGAUUCAAUUUCCGAAAGCCCGACCCGGAAAGAAAAAGUGGGAAGAGAUUCAAACCCAAAAAGCCAGACGAAGAAUCUUCUCUAGUCAAAAUCCCGCUCUUCCCUCCAAGCUUUGGAGCUUAUUCAAUGUCUCUACGAUUUGGAACUCCCCCACAAACCAUGUCCUUUACUCUCGACACCGGUGGCGGCCUCGUCUGGUUUCCCUGCACCGACAGCUAUCGCUGCUCCAACUGUUCCUUCCAAAACACAGACCCCACAAAAAUCCCAACCUUCAAACCAGACCAUUCUGCUUCUUCGAUGAAAAUGGUAUAUUGCAAUAGCAACUCAUGCGGUUGGAUCCAUGGCCCCGGUAUUAAAUCCAAAUGCGAACUUUUCGGGCCUUGCCCGGACUACGAGCGUAUGUAUGGCACGUGGUCGACAGAUGGGAUUUCGAUAGCCUCAACAAGCGGUCACUUACUGUUAGAAAUCCUGGAGGAAUCUGUGGCUGAUUUUCUUGUUGGCUGCUCAAAUUCCUCCACCCAUCAGCCUCUGGGAGUUGCCGGCUUUGGUGAUGCCCCUGAAUCAUUGCCUGCCCAAUUGGAACUCGCCAAAUUCUCCUACUGUUUGCUGCCUCACCUCUACGACGACACAAGGCAGAGCACUGAUCUCAUUUUGGACCCUGCGGCUGAGUUAGAAACACAAGGCCUUAGCUAUACACGGUUGAUCCCCGGCCCAACUAUCCUCUCGGGUUUUCAUUUUUACGGAAAUGGUGGGACAGUAUUGGACACAAGCUCGCCCUAUACAUACCUGGAAAGGUCCAUUUAUAAAUCAGUGUCUGGCGAGUUCGAGAAACAGAUGGAUCGUUAUGCCAGAGCGGCUGAUGUCGGAGUUCUAGGGCCUUGUUUCCAACUUCUUCCCGACGAUAAACUUGUGUACUAUCCGACAUUAACUUUGCUAUUUGAAGGUGGCGCCCAAAUGGAAUUGUCGAUGUAUAAUUAUUUGUUGUUGGAUGAUGCGGAGAAUUCUGUGUGUUUGUCGUUCGUGACAGAUGUUGUUGGCGGUAGUGGUUUGAAUGUUGCAUUGAGCGGUGGCCCGUCUAUAAUCUUGGGAAAUUAUAUGCAGCAGUCGUUUUAUAUGGAGUAUGAUUUGGACAAUUCGAGAUUAGGAUUUCAGAAACAAGCUUGUUAA